AUGGCUGCACGACAAGGGUUCAGGACGGCCAAUAUACCUACAGAUGUAGUGAUCCAUAUUGCCGCAACAAUGACUGUGGCACAACGUGGUAUGACACCGGGAAAAUCUGCUACACUUGUCAAGUUAAAGCAACGGCUCCAGCAUCUUCACGGGAACGAUGAAAGUGUGUGA
Messenger RNA from Puccinia graminis f. sp. tritici CRL 75-36-700-3, 171 nucleotides. RefSeq lists its product as uncharacterized. The record is from RefSeq and is a predicted model, not a curated record. The transcript has 2 exons. NCBI's taxonomy places the organism in Eukaryota, Fungi, Basidiomycota, Pucciniomycetes, Pucciniales, Pucciniaceae. Bases 1 to 171 code for a protein of 56 amino acids.